AUGGAUAUUACGGUAAAUUGCGACGUCGAAAGUACCUUUCCCAUAAUAGCUAUCGUAAUAUCAAGUAUAGGCGUAUUAGUUAUAGGGUAUCAUUUGGAUAAUUUGCAUGUCAACUACUUUGGUGUCGAUUAUAAAUUUAAUAUGGUUAUAUGUGGGCUGCGUGAUGAUGAAAUCAAAUACUCGAGGGCACCACAUGGGAUGAGUUAUAUCACGGUAUUAAUAUCAUUGACGUUAGGAGCAAUCCUAAUCGCGUGCUCGUUUCUAUAUACAUUCAAACCGAUAAUUCGGUUACAAAUUAGAUUCAAUAAUUCAACCAAUUCUCAUGAUUCACCUUCAAUCAAUCCACAAAACAUUAUAGUUGGAUGGUGGUAUAUGACUACGUCGGGUUUGAUCGCUAUUUCUUACUUCAUAUUUUGUAUAUUAAAUACGACAAAAGGCCCUAGAAUAUUUUAUGACCCAUUAUCAAAUUCAAUCGAUUACAUUCAUAGGACUUUAUUCAUCCUAGAUGUUUCCAUGCCGCCACCUAAAUGCUUUUUAAAUUUUGUCAAGUCGAAAUUCCUUCCCAGGGAUUUAUUUAUUAUACCGAAUUCUAGCGUUAAUUCUUUUGAAGAUUUUGUUUUAGAAAAUACCACUACCAAUCCUGAUAAUACUAAUUCUAAUAUUGUUUUCAACAAUCAUGGGGAUGUUUAA
This is a messenger RNA of Funneliformis mosseae, 690 nucleotides long. NCBI's taxonomy places the organism in Eukaryota, Fungi, Glomeromycota, Glomeromycetes, Glomerales, Glomeraceae. The record is from the annotation of a GenBank genome assembly.